AUGGUAGCUGAGCUGAAAGUUAGCUUGGUCUCGGUGAUUGCCCAGGGAAGUAGGUUUCGAUACAAGAGACGAGUUUAUGCCCAGAACCUCAUCGAUGAUAAGCAGUUUGCCAAGCUUCACACCAAGGCAAACCUGAAGAAGUUCAUGGACUACGUCCAGCUGCACAGCACAGACAAGGUAGCCCGCCUACUGGACAAGGGGCUGGAUCCCAAUUUCCAUGAUCCUGACUCAGGAGAGUGCCCUCUGAGUCUUGCGUCCCAGCUGGACAAUGCCACGGACCUGCUGAAGGUGCUGAGGAAUGGCGGUGCUCACUUGGAUUUCCGCACUCGAGAUGGGCUCACUGCCGUGCACUGUGCCACGCGCCAGCGGAACGCGGCGGCUCUGACGACCCUGCUGGACCUGGGCGCUUCACCCGACUAUAAGGACAGCCGUGGCCUGACGCCUUUAUACCACAGUGCCCUGGGGGGUGGGGACGCCCUCUGCUGUGAGCUGCUCCUCCAUGACCAUGCUCAGCUGGGGACUACUGAUGAGAACGGCUGGCAGGAGAUCCACCAGGCCUGCCGCUUUGGGCAUGUGCAGCACCUGGAGCACCUGCUGUUCUACGGAGCUGACAUGGGGGCCCAGAAUGCUUCGGGGAACACGGCCCUGCACAUCUGUGCCCUCUACAACCAGGAGAGCUGUGCUCGUGUCCUGCUUUUCCGUGGAGCCAACAAGGAUGUCCGCAAUUACAACAGCCAGACAGCCUUCCAGGUGGCCAUCAUCGCAGGGAACUUUGAGCUGGCCGAGGUUAUCAAGACCCACAAAGACUCAGAUGUUGUACCAUUCAGGGAAACCCCCAGCUAUGCAAAGCGGCGGCGGCUAGCCGGCCCCAGUGGCCUGGCCUCCCCACGGCCCCUGCAGCGCUCAGCCAGUGACAUCAACCUGAAGGGCGAGGUGCAGCCGGCAGCUUCUCCUGGACCCUCACUGCGGAGCCUCCCCCACCAGCUGCUGCUCCAGCGGCUGCAGGAGGAGAAGGACCGGGACAGGGACGGUGACCAAGAGAACGCCAUUGGUGGCCCCGCAUCAGGCAGGGGCAGCCAGAGCAACCUCAGCAAACACAAAACCAAGACCUGCUAUGUGCGGGGCUCCAGCUCACUACUCUGGCCUGGAACGGAGCCCCUAGCCCCCCAGAAAUGUGGCCCCAGGGUUCCCACCAGCAUCGCAGAGCAGAGAAAGGGUGGUGGGGGGGGAUGGGCCCCCCUGCCCUGCUCUGCCCUGACAGCCUUUCUGGCUUCUGUCCCCCCAGUGCUCAGCAUUGGGGAGGGCGGUUUCUGGGAGGGGACCGUGAAAGGCCGCACAGGCUGGUUCCCGGCAGACUGCGUGGAGGAGGUGCAGAUGAGACAGUAUGACACACGGCAUGAAACCCGGGAGGACCGGACGAAGCGACUUUUCCGCCACUACACCGUGGGCUCCUAUGACAGCCUUACCUCUCACAGCGAUUAUGUCAUUGAUGACAAGGUGGCCAUCCUGCAGAAACGGGACCAUGAGGGCUUUGGUUUCGUGCUUCGGGGGGCCAAAGCAGAGACCCCCAUUGAGGAGUUCACCCCCACGCCAGCCUUCCCUGCGCUGCAGUACCUCGAGUCCGUGGAUGUGGAGGGUGUGGCCUGGAGGGCCGGGCUGCGCACAGGAGACUUCCUCAUCGAGGUGAACGGGGUGAACGUGGUGAAGGUUGGACACAAGCAGGUGGUGGCUCUGAUCCGCCAGGGUGGUAACCGUCUCGUCAUGAAGGUGGUCUCGGUGACACGGAAGCCCGAAGAAGACGGGGCUCGGCGCAGAGCCCCGCCGCCUCCCAAGAGGGCCCCCAGCACCACACUGACCCUGCGCUCCAAGUCCAUGACAGCUGAGCUUGAGGAACUUGAGAAACUAGACGAGAUCCUGGCGGCUGCCGCGGAGCCCACUCUGAGGCCUGACAUUGCAGAUGCUGACUCCAGAGCGGCCACGGUCAAACAGCGGCCCACCAGCCGGAGGAUCACCCCAGCCGAAAUCAGUUCAUUGUUUGAGCGUCAGGGCCUCCCAGGCCCAGAGAAGCUGCCAGGCUCCCUGCGGAAGGGGAUUCCACGGACCAAGUCUGUAGGGCUCUGGACUGGACAUGCACGGAGCACCGCCUCACCUGGGCAUCCGCCCUCUUCCUGCCAGAGGCUUGGUGUCACUGGCCACAGCCCUGCUGUCCCCUUGUCUACAGUGUCAGUCCUGCCCUGGGAGUGUCCCUCCUGCCUGUGGCUGCCACCAGGCCCUCCCAGUGAAACCUGCUUAUUCCACUGCUGUGGUUCUGAAAUGAGCUCAGUCUUGCGGCGCCGCUCCACCGUGUUCCUGUCGGUGGGCGCCAUCGAGGGGAGCCCCCCGAGCGCGGACCUGCCCUCCCUGCAGCCCUCCCGCUCCAUCGACGAGCGCCUUCUGGGCGCCGGCGCCACCACCGGCCGCGACCUGCUGUUGCCCUCCCCCGUCUCUGCUCUGAAGCCAUUGGUCAGCGGCCCGAGCCUUGGGCCUUCCGGCUCCACCUUCAUCCACCCGCUCACCGGCAAGCCCUUGGACCCCAGCUCGCCCCUGGCCCUGGCGCUGGCUGCCCGGGAGCGGGCCCUGGCUUCCCAGACGCCCUCCCGGUCCCCCACGCCCGUGCACAGCCCUGACGCCGACCGCUCCGGGCCCCUGUUUGUGGACGUUCAAGCCCGCGACGCUGAGCGAGGAGCCCUGGCCUCCCCAGCCUUCUCCCCAAGGAGCCCAGCCUGGAUUCCUGUGCCUGCUCGAAGGGAGCCGGAGAAAGCCCCCCGGGAGGAGCGGAAGUCACCCGAGGACAAGAAGUCCAUGAUCCUCAGCGUCCUGGACACGUCCCUGCAGCGGCCAGCUGGCCUCAUCGUUGUCCAUGCCACCAGCAAUGGGCAGGAGCCCAGCAGGCUGGGAGCUGAAGAGGAGCCCUCCAGCACCCCAGAGCUGGCCCCAGCACCCACACAGUCAGCAGUGGUAGCAGAGCCCCUGCCCAGCCCCCGGGUCCAGCCCCCUAGCAGCACCCCAAAAGACCCCGGGCCAGGGCAGGGCAGCUCGGAGGAGGAGCCAGAGCUGGUCUUUGCUGUGAACCUGCCUCCUGCCCAGUUGUCCUCUAGCGACGAGGAGACCAGAGAGGAGCUGGCGCGCAUUGGGCUGGUGCCACCCCCCGAAGAGUUUGCCAACGGGCUCCUUCUGGCCACCCCACUGCCGGGCCCAGGUCCCUCACCCACCACGGUGCCAGGCCCGGCCUCAGGGAAGCCCAGUAGUGAGAUGCCCCCUGCCCCUGAGUCUGCAGCCGACUCGGGGGUGGAGGAGGCUGACACACGCAGCUCCAGCGACCCUCACCUGGAGACCACAAGCACUAUCUCCACAGUGUCCAGCAUGUCCACCCUGAGUUCCGAAAGCGGGGAACUCACGGACACCCACACCUCCUUCGCUGAUGGACACACUUUUCUACUCGAGAAGCCACCAGUGCCUCCCAAGCCCAAGCUCAAGUCCCCGCUGGGGAAGGGGCCGGUGACCUUCAGGGACCCUCUGCUGAAGCAGUCCUCGGACAGUGAGCUCAUGGCCCAGCAGCACCACGCCGCCUCCACAGGGCUGGCCUCUGCUGCUGGGCCUGCUCGCCCUCGCUACCUCUUCCAGAGAAGGUCCAAGCUGUGGGGGGACCCCAUGGAGAGCCGGGGGCUCCCUGGGCCUGAAGACGACAAACCAACUGUGAUCAGUGAGCUCAGCUCCCGCCUGCAGCAGCUGAACAAAGACACCCGCUCCCUGGGGGAGGAACCGGUUGGUGGCCUGGGCGGCCUGCUGGACCCUUCUAAGAAGUCUCCCAUCGCGGCAGCUCGCUGCGCGGUGGUCCUGAGCGCCGGCUGUGUAAGUGAGCAUGCUCAUCCCAUGCCUCUGUCCAUGCGCUGCACCUGGCCGCCAGGUCUCUGCUCUGCUCAGCUUUGUGGGGCUUUGGUGCCACUGACAGGGGCCCCCGGCCCGCGCAGGCCCUUCCAGCAAAAGCCGCUGCAGCUCUGGAGCAAGUUCGACGUGGGCGACUGGCUGGAGAGCAUCCACCUGGGCGAGCACCGAGACCGCUUCGAGGACCACGAGAUCGAGGGCGCGCACCUGCCGGCGCUCACCAAGGACGACUUCGUGGAGCUGGGCGUCACGCGCGUGGGCCACCGCAUGAACAUCGAGCGCGCGCUCAGGCAGCUGGAGGGCAGCUGACGCCCCACCACCCCGAGCCCAGGCCGCGCCCUGCGGGCA
This is a messenger RNA of Miniopterus natalensis, 4272 nucleotides long. NCBI's taxonomy places the organism in Eukaryota, Metazoa, Chordata, Mammalia, Chiroptera, Miniopteridae. The record is from RefSeq and is a predicted model, not a curated record.